Molecule: messenger RNA, 378 nt
Organism: Ogataea philodendri
Lineage: Eukaryota; Fungi; Ascomycota; Pichiomycetes; Pichiales; Pichiaceae
Exons: 1
Coding region: 1-378 (125 amino acids)
Source: RefSeq, a predicted model, not a curated record
AUGGUGUUCACUCUUUGUCUCAUCUGGGCCAAAGCAGGUUUGGUGGUAGCUCUCAGAGCAACGUCACUGGUCAGGUUGCUAAUGUUGUAUGGAUACUUCAUAGAGUUUAGCAGCAAAGAGACUGCUGGGGUCGAAAAGCAGAUUCCCAGCCGAAUCCCAGCGAGUCCAAACGCCUUGGACAAGGUUUGCAAAACAACAAGGUUCGGAUACUUGUUCACCAGAACGGAAACAGAGCUUCCGACUUUGCAGAAGUCGACAUAUGCCUCAUCUAUAAUGACCAAUCCGUUCCACUCAGCAUUCUCAACCUUUUUCAAAAGAUCCUCAACCAGGUCGAGUUUGAUCUGUGCGGCAGUUGGGUUACCUGGAGACGUCACGUAG